Molecule: messenger RNA, 897 nt
Organism: Verticillium nonalfalfae
Lineage: Eukaryota; Fungi; Ascomycota; Sordariomycetes; Glomerellales; Plectosphaerellaceae
Exons: 3
Coding region: 1-897 (298 amino acids)
Biological process (GO): phosphatidic acid biosynthetic process; triglyceride catabolic process
Cellular component (GO): lipid droplet; endoplasmic reticulum
Molecular function (GO): acylglycerone-phosphate reductase (NADP+) activity; triacylglycerol lipase activity
Source: RefSeq, a predicted model, not a curated record
AUGGCUUCACCCAAUAAGCCCACUGUCCUCAUUACCGGAGCCUCCCAAGGCGGAUCCGGCAACGCCCUGGCCCUCGAGUUCGCAAAGAAGGGCUACCGAGUCUUUGCGACAGCCCGUUCCCUGAGGACUCUUACUAAUCUGACCGAGAGCGGCAUCGAGACCUUGACCGUCGAUGUAACGGAUUUCGAGAGUCUUGUUAGUUUGAGAGACGAGAUCGCGGGCCGGACUGGCGGCAAGCUUGACAUCCUCUUCAAUAACGCCGGUACCCUAUACGAGGCACCGGCUAUUGAGCAAGACCCUGUUCGCGUCAAAAAAAUGUUCGAUACUAACGUCUUUGGCCUCUUCGACUCGGUUUCCGUCUUUACACCCCUACUUCUCAAGGCCGCAGCUAGCUCAAGCCGUGCGCCGACUAUCGUUAACGUAGCGUCUAUUCUCGCCCGUAUCCCUAUGCCAUUUACAGCUAGUUAUAAUGCUACAAAAGCCGCCGUAGCUAGCUAUUCAGAUACGCUGAGGUUAGAGCUCGAGCCGCUCGGUAUUCGCGUCGUGACGCUCUAUAUGGGCGAGGUGUCGACUGGUCUCAUGUCGACCGAAAACGUUAACUAUGGCCCCGAGAGUAUCUAUGCCGACCUGGAGCCCAAGGCCAAGGAGCGCACCGCAAAUCAUACCAAAACCUCCGUCACCCCGCAAGAGUUCGCUACUGGCGUCGUCUCUCAGAUCGUCGGCAGUAACUCAAACUACAUCUGGAAGGGUACUAACGCCUUUCUAUGCUGGCUCCUCAACGCCUUCGCACCCCACAAAUCAUUUGAUAGUUCUUUGAAGGGUAGUGUCGGCCUCAGCGACAAGGAACUCGUGAGCAAAGUUCUCAAACGAGGCCAGAAGCUAAUCUCAAAAGAGUGA